Sordaria macrospora k-hell is the source of this 1386-nucleotide messenger RNA. RefSeq lists its product as uncharacterized. The record is from RefSeq and is a predicted model, not a curated record. Gene Ontology annotation, molecular function: chitin binding. Lineage: Eukaryota; Fungi; Ascomycota; Sordariomycetes; Sordariales; Sordariaceae.
AUGCAUCUACGCCAGGGAACAGCAUGGUAUGCUCUUGCCCUCUUUCACCUUGCAAGCACAGUUCGUGCAAAGAAUGAGUGCCAACCUAUAUACUGGAACCCCGGUCAAUUUGAGAAACGGACCUUGGACAACACCACCAUCUCCGGCUCCCCGGCCGCAACGUCUACUGCUGUCCCCGUGCCGGUCCCCAUCAGCAACCUCACCAGCAGCGGAUAUGUCCCCCCGGUCAAGUUAACUGUCCGGUAUACCGCCUCGACGGAAGAUAUGGACAUCAACUACUAUACUUGUACCUAUCUAGCCAACAGAUACGGCAUCUCUGUCGAAGCCUUCUUCAAGUUGAAUCCGACAGUGCAUUCUGACUGCGGGAACAUUGAAGCCGAUACCGAGUAUUGCGUGAGAGGCUUCAUCGAGCCUCUAAGAGCUUAUGACGGUCUCUGCGGCCCCCCAAACAACAAUGCUACCUGUCUCGGCGUGAAAUUCGGCCAGUGCUGUAACGCAAACACUUGGAAAUGCGGCGACUCUGAAGAAGACUGUGCACCCGGGACCUGCUACGAAGGCGCAUGUGCAGGAGAUUCUGUCUACACCACAGACGGCAAUUGCGGCAAGCAGCAUGGCUACAAGCAGUGUGCUGGUGUAUGGGGUGAUUGCUGCAACGCAGCCGGAAGAUGUGGUACAGGCCCUUCAUUUUGCGGAUACGGCCAAUGCCAACUGGGAAAUUGUUCCCUUGAUCCAUCUUCUUCUUCGACAACCACCACCACCACCACGUCAAAACCCUCAACCUCGACCUCAACCACCACGACCACCAGCAGCCCUAAAACCACCACCUCCGCGCCCGCUACCAAAACGAGUUCCUCCACGACAUCCAAAUCGAGCACCGCGGCAAUCACUACGAGCACGAAACCUCCUAGCACUACAAUCCCCGGUCUAGCUGCUUUGCCCUCAUGUGGCCAGACGUGCUUCAACAACAUGCUUGCUCAGUAUUCCGCCCUGGGAUGUGCCGCUCGAGACGGAUACUGUCUAUGCAACAACGUCGACUUUAAGAAUGGCAUUCGCGAUUGUUCAAACGGGGCCUGUGGAACUGCUGUGGGCAGUACUGUGAUCGCUUUCGGAGAUGCAUACUGCUCCACGGCUUUUGCUACGCACACCGCCACGGCCACCACGGGCGUGGCUGCUCUGCCCUCUUGCGGUCAGACGUGCUUCAACAACAUGGUGGCUCAGUAUUCGGCUCUGGGUUGCGCUAGCCCGGAGCCGUCUUGUCUCUGCAAGAAUGCCAACUUUGGAUACGGUUUGAGGGAUUGCUCGAAUGGCGCUUGUGGGACGGCUGCUGCUUCCAGUGUUAUGGCUUAUGGAAGCUCGUAUUGUGCGUCUGCCACGGCGGCUCAUUAG